Molecule: messenger RNA, 4935 nt
Organism: Cladocopium goreaui
Lineage: Eukaryota; Dinophyceae; Suessiales; Symbiodiniaceae
Source: the annotation of a GenBank genome assembly
AUGUUCAAGCUGUCGAGUUCCAAAGGUGACUUGGACUCCGAGGUCAAAGAGGUUUUGGUUGUCUUUGACGAUGCCUCUAUCCGCAACAGGAAGCAGCGCGUGCGCGGAGGCUACACCUCCCACACGUGCAUGGCUGUUGCAAGCUCUAACUGCUUAACGCAGUGCCUCCCUGAGAAGCAGUUUGAGCACCACACUGGCCACUGCACGUCCAAUGUUGUGCAUGGAGUCAAAGCCUUGUCACCCACAGACCUCUGGCACACCAACAGGAGCGAGAAAGUGGAGAUCCUGGGCAAGGCAAGAACCGUCGAGGUGACCCCGGAAGCUGCCGAGAAGAAUCAGUGUGGCGAGCAGACUGCAGUGCUGGAAAGCGUCUUCUCCGCUAGCUUGUUGCCAGAGAAUUUUUUCCGAGACAUGCUGAUAGGCCACUCGGCCAAAGCAAUGGUGGAUUUGUCUUGUGGACAAGGAUCCGCUGCCCGCGCCUAUUUGCUGGAACGACUCCCUUAUUUUGGGUUCGUUCUCUCAGAAGCCCAUGGGAAAAAAAUGGAGAUGAUGCUGACGGAGUUCGUGCUGACUGAAAUGCGCAGAGAAGGUUCGAGCCAUUACAGGCCGGAAGCCGCGCAAGAGCCGCCAGCCGAGAUGGUCAAAGACGGUACCCAGCCAAAGAAGCAGAAAAGCGACACGGCACCAAAAGGAGAGCCGAAGCCCAAGAAGCCACGAAAGACCAGCAAAAAAGAAGAUGAGACCGAAGAAGUUCCCGUGGACGCGGGCGUGGACGAGGCCGACAUCUCUGGGUUUGCAACAGACCUUGGAAUGCUGCCAGAUCCUAUCAGACUUUUGGCUUUCACUCGGGAGUGGGUGAAUACGGCUGGAGGAGAACAGGUAGCCUUUUACUCUGCGGAAGAGGCCCCGGAAGGGCUGGAAGAGGAGGAGGAGCAGCAGAGGCUGCAGAGAUUGGUAGAGCAAAAUGCAGCUGCCCCACCACCGAGGGCUUCACAGAUGCCUGUCUCCAUGCCCCUCCAAUCUUUUGCAAAGAUGAUGGGCUCGCCCCCGAGGACGAAGCAUGUGGGGCUGCCAUCACCGCCUCCGAAGGCCAGCCUGUUAGGCCAAGCAGGAGCCCAGUUGGCGGAAGAGGAGCUACCUCCAGUGCCUGGGGGAGACACUUUGGCGCAAGCCGUCCUUCAGCAAUCAGUGGCAUUGACAUCACUGGUAGCACAUCUCCAGCAGGGAGGCGAUCCUCUGCUGGACCCUCAGGGCACUGCAUCUUCAACUUCUUCAAGAGGGGCGGCAGGUCGAGAAAGGCUGCAAAAGGAGCUUGCACAACGGACCGGGGGAUUUUUCCUCCAGGUGAUGCAGAAUGCAUUCCGUCGGAUGAGGCCGGCCAGUCAGCUGCCUCCCAGUAUUGUAGAUCUUGCGGCAACAGACUUUUCUAUGAUACAAUACUUGGAACGUUGCGGAGGAUACGGAAAUGCAAGAGAGCUGGGGAUCAUCCAAUAUGCACUGGCUUUUGUGGCAGAUGCUGCAAUGAGGGACGGCAUGGAAGGCGUCCGCGAGCACCUCUCAUUGGCGAUGGUGGCCAUAGAGCAAGCAGCUCAGGGCCAGAACAAGUGGGACCUGGCGUUCCAGCUGACGCUUCUGGAAGAUCCUCCUCCUCAGAUCUUUUCUUACAGCACCUCAAUAUUCCACACCACGGGCCGAGCCAGGGCUUUCUCAGCCUUGUGUCCUCAGCGGUGGGCCACAGUGGCGCUGGCUUUUGCAAAGGAGAUGGAUUACAUACAGUCCAGAAGACAAGAGAGGGCAAAGCUGCUCAGUCAGGACCUCCCAGCCCAAAGAGAAGAUACCCAAAGGCGAAGGCUGCACAAAGCCAGAGCAGAGCUAGUGGAAAAGAUUGGAUUCUUUCCAAUCGGUCAGCCACCCGUAAGUCCCUUGCUGAGCCCUGCCCCCUUGCCGAGUUCUUCUACGUCAGUGCGGGCCUCUGGUUCCGCAGCGCGCGGUCGGGGGGUUCAGGUGGCUCCAGCGGGGCAAGUUGGCUGGCCGUCAGGCUCUGGUGAAUUCGACACUGAGAUUGGGGCCCAUCAAAGCGCCGUGCAACGUCUUGGUCUAGACAGUGCAGAACAGUACAGAGGUGGCAAAAGCGAAGUCUUUGUCCCUGCACAGAAUGAGAGGGAGGAGCUGCGUCCGUGUCGCGAGCUGUGUGCGGAGAGGUUGAAGCUUUCAGGUAGUGGCGUGUGGGAUCCUGUCCCUUUCCUUUCUGACCUCUUCUACAUGCCCUACAUUGAGCCCCGCGUGAAUCAGUUUGACAUCAAGCCUCCGAAGGAUGUGCUUCCUGACCUGAGCCGUGUUGAUAGAGCUGAAGUUCUGAAGCUGUGUAAGGUGUUUAACAACUACAAGUCGCCAGUAGCAGAUCGCCAGAUCGGCGAUAGGAGGUUCACAGAAAUGUUGAGUGGUGCAGUGACAGACAGGCGUGACUUCUAUCACCAAUUCAAGGUCAGUGAUGAGAAAGCUUGUGGAAAUGCACUCUUUCCACCUUUUCUUGCAGAUGAGCUGAAGGGUUUUUCUGCUUUCCAAUUGAUGGUCGAGAGAGAAACUGCUCAAGGUCGUAUCAGUGAUCGCCAUGUGGUUGGAGACCGGCUCGGUUUGUCACCCAAGCCAAUUCUCUUGGACACUGAGCGCUAUGUGGCUUGUUUUGGUGCGCUUUACCAAGGAGACCACCUUGGAGUUGAAUAUGCAACAGACGCUCAUGCAAACCUCAUGCGCUCUUGGGGGCUUUUGGAUGAUGAAAGGAGGCUCCAAGGUAGUCGGCCCAUCCUUUAUGAUGAUGUAUGUGCUGGGCUGAUCAUUGAUGACAUGUUUUUCGUCUCCUCUGAGACGGCCCAAAACUUCAGCUGCCUCAAUGAGUCCCUUGCAGUUCGGCAGUUAGGGGUUGCGAAGAAAGCCUAUGAUGAGGAGGGGCUGCUGGGCUCGGAUGACAAAGAUGUGCUUGGAGAUGUUGUCUUCAAAGUUUGCGGCGCUGAGGUUGAUUCAUCAUGGAAAUCAGUCAAGAAUGGAGUUGUCGUGGCAGGGGCCCCGAAAGAAAAGCGGUUGGUGCUCGGAGCCUUUGUCGGCUUUGGUUUGGAGGUCAGCAGAUCGAAAUGGGCAAAACGUUCCUAUGAAGCGGGCAUCUCAGGUCAUGCUUCCAUUCAUGACCCUGAUUUUGAGCCGGAGUUUGAGCGCCCGCUUGCGGAAGGAAGAGCAGCUGGUGAGAUCUCAGCCGGCGUGUCCCGGCCACUUGGGCUCCGUUUUCAGUUCUUGGAAGUUUGCGGAGGGGCUGGCGUUGUGACGAAGAAGAUGAUUGAGAAAGGGUGCGUGUGUGGUCCUGUUUUUGACCUGUCAGUCAGCCCUCAUUUCAACAUUUUGGAGUCAAGAGUUCUGGAAUGGAUUAUUUUUAUGAUGGAGGAUGACAGGCUGGACAGUUUCCUAGUUUCUCCUCCUUGCACUUCCUUCAGCCCUGCAGCUCACCCAAUGGUGCGUUCCUAUGCUCAGCCAAGAGGCAACAUGCUAGCGUUUGCCGCCUUGGUGCUGCUUUUGGUAGGCUUGAGGCUUGGAAAGUUUGGAUUGGGAGAACAGCCGAGGCUCAGCAAGAUGAGGUGGCUGCAGGAGUGGUUGCGUCUGCUCUGGCUAGGUAGCUGGGAGUGGAAGGCACAGAGUCACAUCAAUGUUUUGGAAGCUGCUGCUACCCUGAGGCUUUUUCGCAGAGUUGCCCGAGAUGGAGGCGAUUUGCGUGUCACAUAUUUGGCAGACUCUCAUGUGAGCCGCAGUAUUGUGGCAAAAGGAAGAUCAGCCUCAAGAGCACUCCAGCAGAUGCUUAAGGCCUCAGCAGCAAUUUGCAUCGCGGGUGCGAGCCAUGGUGAUGCUUUGAGGCGUCAACAGCGAGCUGGGAUUGUGCUGGAAGAUGGCAGGCGUGUGACUGCCACCACCAGCUUUCAUCGCGAGAGCUUGCUGGAGAAAUUUCGACACUGGCUGACGGCGCAGGGUGAGAAUUUUGAUUCGGUUGUCAUGGCUUCACCGCUUGACCUGGACAACCUCAAUCAGAAGCUUGUGGACUAUGGGAGAUGGCUUUUCAGCGAAGGGAAGCCUUACUAUCAUUAUUCUGAAACUGUCAAUGCUGUGACGAAUGCCCGACCUUUGGUAAGACGGUCCUUACAGCAGGCUUGGGAUCUGGCAUUUCUGUGGAACUCACAUGAACCCGCAGAACAUCACAUAGCUGUUCCGUUUCAGAUUUUGGUUGCUCUCAUUAGCGCGUCUUUCCUAUGGGGUUGGAGAAGAGAAGGGGCUAUCUUUGCUUUGGCGUUUGGGGCUCUGUUGAGGAUUGGGGAGGUGACCAGUGCUCUGCGGCGCGAUUUAGUGCUUCCGUCUGACGUUGACGAAACAACUGAUUACGUGCUGCUGAGAAUUUCUGAACCAAAGACUCGCUAUAGAGCUGCCAGGCAUCAGGCUGCAAAGCUGGAGCAAGUAGACCUGAUUGAAGUUGUCAAGAUUGGUUUUGCAAAGCUCAUGCCCCAUGAACCUUUGUGGAAUUUCUCAAACUCUACUUUGCGUUCUAGGUUGCUGAAGCUGCUUGGCAGGUUGGCCCUGCCGACUCGUGACUCCUCCCGAAUCAAGGCUAUCUCGUUGGCCUCUUUUCGCCUAGGAGGUGCGAUGUGGCUAAUGACUGCAACUGAGUCAGCAGAACUAGUGAGGCGCAGAGGUCGUUGGGCCUCUUUCAGAAUCAUGGAGAUUUAUUUGCAGGAAGUCAUGGCUGUGACAUAUAUGAAUGAAAUUAGUCGAGAAGCCUACACCAAAGUAAUGCAGGCAUUUUCCGUGUUUGGAGAUAUUCUGGCUGCAGUACAGAAGUUCGACAGAGCUUGCAUGCCGGAAGCGACAUGGUUCUUUUUUCUAUCACAUCAACCACUUGACUAA